This is a messenger RNA of Uncinocarpus reesii 1704, 1191 nucleotides long. RefSeq lists its product as uncharacterized. Gene Ontology annotation, molecular function: D-serine ammonia-lyase activity. NCBI's taxonomy places the organism in Eukaryota, Fungi, Ascomycota, Eurotiomycetes, Onygenales, Onygenaceae. Bases 1 to 1191 code for a protein of 396 amino acids. Gene Ontology annotation, biological process: D-serine catabolic process. The transcript has 4 exons. The record is from RefSeq and is a predicted model, not a curated record.
AUGUCCGGCGUCAAGUUCUACCCGAAUGCCUCACCGAACGACCUCCAAACCCAGUAUGUUGGCCGCUUCCUCCAAGAUAUUGACGGGCCCGCUGCCAUCAUUGACGUCGCCGUCGCCCGCCAGAACUGCCAGAUCAUGCUAGAUGCCGCAGACAAGCUUGGCGUGCUUUUCCGUUCUCAUGUGAAGACACACAAGACAACCGAACUUACUCGCUUACAAGUCGGUGACAAAGCUGAUAUUGUGAUCUACGGUCUGCCAGUCCAGCCGUCAAGCUUCCCGCGCUUGGCUGGGCUUGGUACAUCAUUGGGCGAAUGGAGUAUCACAGUCUUGGUGGAUUCUCUGUAUAUCCUCCCGUUUCUCUCCCGAUACCGGGAACUCACCGGAUAUGCCCUCGGAGUUUUUGUUAAAUUGGACACCGGAUACAGCCGUGCCGGAGUUUCACCAGAUUCUCCCCAAUUUAGGGAAUUACUGGAAGCCAUAUACAAAAUGGAAAAGGAGGAGCCCACCACGAUUAAUUUACGUGGGUUUUAUAGCCACAUGGGUCACAGUUAUAGUUCGGAUACCACGUCAGAAGCAUUGGACUAUCUGACGAUGGAAAUCGAGCGUUGCGAGACUGCUGCCGUCCAGGCGUCAGACCUAUGGAAAGGCUCGGGGAGACGCUUCAUUAUCGCGGUAGGAGCAACUCCAACAACUACCUCAGCUCAAAAUCUGGCUUGCCUUGAAGUCAUGUCGUCGGCUGAAAAAAAGGUUAAAGAGCUGAUCCAAAGGGUCCAACAAACGUAUGACAUUGAACUCCAUGCAGGCGCAUACGUCACUUUGGAUUUGCAGCAGCUGGCUGCACACGCACGCCCAGCACAAAACCAUCUUUCAUUCGACAAUAUUGCUUUGACCGUGAUUGCAGAGGUUGCCAGUCUUUAUCCCCACCGCGAGAAGCCGGAGGCUCUCAUAGCAUGUGGCUCACUUUGCAUGGGCCGCGAGCCAUGCAGGAGCUAUCCCGGAUGGGGAGUCAUGACUCCAUGGCUGCACAACCGGGGCAAGGAGGGAUCACAGGAAAAAGUUGGGUGGUAUGACCCAGAAGGAGACAGAACAGGGUGGAUGAUCGAUCGUCUGAGCCAGGAACACGGUAUUCUGCGGUGGCAGGGCCCCCUUGACAAGAUGCGAAAACUGGAAGUCGGAGAGAAAAAUCAUUGA